Capsella rubella is the source of this 1264-nucleotide messenger RNA. RefSeq names its product survival of motor neuron-related-splicing factor 30. The transcript has 8 exons. Gene Ontology annotation, cellular component: nucleus. Lineage: Eukaryota; Viridiplantae; Streptophyta; Magnoliopsida; Brassicales; Brassicaceae. Bases 138 to 1040 code for a protein of 300 amino acids. The record is from RefSeq and is a predicted model, not a curated record.
UUUUGCUUCUUUCUCCCAAAAUAUCUUCGCGACAAACGAAACGAACCCCAUUGGAGAAGAGAAAGAUCAGUGUAGAGCAAUCGGGAAAUUUAUCUGAAAGAGGAAAUUGAGAUCGAGUUUAAGUUUGGAGGAAAAAGAUGGAAGGUGGAGUAGAAGAAGUGAGCAUCGAAGAGUUAGCUUCGAAUCUCUCUACGUACAAAGAACAGCUCGACCAGGUUAGGCAGCUUUUGUCAGAGGACCCUCGAAACGCGGAGUAUGCAGACAUGGAAAAGGAGCUUAAAGAGGUGAUUGCGUUGACGGAGACUCUUCUUACAACUGCGAAGCAAAAUGAGAUUUCUCUGUCAGAUGCUGGAGUUAGUGCUCGAGAAGCUGCUGGAUCACCCGAUCUAGAGGGUGCUUGGGAAAAAAUGGAGUCAAGGAAUGACCCAAUCCAUGAGGGUAAGUUCCCCGUUGGAACAAAAGUUCAAGCUGUCUUUAGUGACGAUGGCGAGUGGUAUGAUGCGACCAUCGAGGCACAUACUGUAAAUGGCUAUUUUGUUGCUUAUGAUGAGUGGGGAAACAAGGAAGAGGUUGAUCCAGAUAAUGUGAGGCCAAUUGAGCAAAAUGCUCUCUUGGAAGCUGAGAGAUUAGCUGAAGCUACCAAAAAUGCUCUCAAAAGAAAGAUAGAGCAGGCUGCGAGUUCUGACUUUCAAACUAAAACUGUACCAGCAAAGCUUAAAAUUGAUCCUAAUGAUCCAGAGGAUGUGAAAAUAGCAAAGCGUAAGAAGAUACAUGCAUUCAAGUCAAAGGCGAGGCAAGAGCAACUCGAGGUUGUACAGAACAAGAAACAAAAUGCUUGGCAACAGUUUCAGACAACGAAAGCCAAAACUAAAAAGGUAGGGUUCUUCACAGGGAGGAAGAAAGAGAGUAUAUUCAAAUCACCAGAAGAUCCAUUUGGAAAAGUGGGUGUGACUGGGAGUGGGAAAGGAUUGACAGAUUUCCAAAAGCGAGAGAAGCAUCUUCAUCUCAAGUCUGGUAAUGGUGAGGGCACUGAUGAAUGAGAGAUUUUAUGUUUUUUGUUUGUAAGAAUUAUAAGGUACUUCAAAUCUCUCUUUUUCUGUCUCCGGUAAAACCUCUAGAAACAAAACAAAAGGACUUAAACCCACCCGGGUAUUACCUGUGGAUUUCUGCUCUUUUGUAAGUUGAAUCAAAGAUUAGUUUUAUCUUUCGACCUCUGAUGUUUUGACUAUGAUCAAUAGAGCCGACUAAUACGGCAUUUACCCAA